CCGUGAUUUCAAUGCGGACCGUGAACGCAUCACCAGACUUCACGUUCAGUUUCGUUUCUUUAAGUUUCUGAUCGGACGGAGCAGCCCAAGCAAAACAACUCCAGCACCUCCAUCAGCUUCACCUCCAUCAUCAUCUUCACCUUCACAAUGAGUGACCCAGGCAGUACCCUUCAGUCCAGGCUGCAGCGGCUGCAGAGUCACUUCACAUGGGAUCUAAAGAAGGAAGACCUCGACCUGAAGAACCUGAGCACUCGACUCAAGGACCACCUAGACCUUCAGUUGGGACAGCAGGGAGCGGUGGCUCGUUCCUACAGCUUCUUGGCUUAUGUCAGGUACCUUCAGGAUCAACGAGAAGAGGCGAUGGACCUUCUCAGCCAAUCAGAGAAGACAAACAGAGAGUGUUAUGGUGAGGACUGUGAGCCGCGGCUCAUUGUGACAUACGGAGACAUGGCCUGGUUGAAAUACCACACCGGAGACUACACACAGUCACAAAGUUACUGCCAGAAGGUCGACGACAUACUGAUGAAGUAUCCCACCGGAUCCUCCACAGCUCUCCUCCCGGAGGUUUAUGGAGAAAAAGGUUGGACCUACCUGAAGCUUUACAACCUCAAAGCUGUUGACUGUUUCCAGCAAGCUUUAGAGCUUCAGCCUGACGACAGCGAGUGGAACGCUGGCUAUGCCAUCGCCCUGCACCGGAGAGAGAUGAAGGUUUUAGAAACGUUGAAGGAAGGUGAGGAGUCACCAGCCGUCAAGCAGCUUCAUCGAGCCCUGGAGGUCAACCCUGACGAUGGUGUUCUGCUGUCGAUACUGGCUCUGAAGCUGCUCAAAGAGAAACCCCAAGAGGCUGAACGGCUGGUAGAGAGAGCACUGAAGAUAGGUCCUGACAACCCUCAUGUCACGCGCUACGUCGCAAAAUAUCUUCGCAUCAAGGAUGAGGACGAGCGGUCCAUCGAACUGCUGAAACGAGCGCUAAAGAGGACGAGUCAGUCGGCUUUUAUCCACCACCAGCUGUUUGUUUGUUACAGGAAGAAGAAGAACGCUGAGCAGAGCAAGAAACCCUUCAACAAACACAAGGUGAAGCAGUGGAGGAGUCUGUGCAUUCAACACCUGGAGGAAGCCAUCAUCAUAAAACCUUCAUUUGACCUCGCCAUCAUUGAGUUGGCACUUCUGUAUGGAGAGGACAAUAACCUGAUCAGGGCAGAUGAGUUUUUCCAGCGGGGUUUAAAGAGUCUCUCUGAGACAAACCAGAGCUUUCAUCAAGUGUUCCACCAUCAUUACGCUGAAUUUUACUACUACCACAAGAAAGACGAGGUGGGGGCCAUCACACAAUACACUGAGGCGCUGAAGUUAACUCCAAAGACGUGGGAGUGGAAACAGUGUGUCAAGAAGUUGAAGCAGAUCGCAGAGCGGCGUCUCUCAGACAACGAGGACGAUGAUGAGGCGUACGCUCUUUUGGGUCUGGUGGCCAAAGCUGAAGGCGAUAAGAAGAUGGCCAUGGAGUUUUAUCAGAAAGCUCUGGACUGUAAAGACCAAGAGCUGUACCUGUCUGCCCUCUUCGAGCUGCGCCUGGGGCUGCAGUGAUGGGCGAUGAGGCCAGUCCGGGUCGGCUGGAAGGUGGCGGCGCCCCUCAGUGGUCCGGGAUGGUCCAAGACCAACCCUAACCACACCCAGACUACAUUUAUUGUUCCCACACUAUAGUAAACAACUCACAGCCGGUCCUGAUUACACAAGGUGCUUAUUAAAUAUGACUGAAUGCAUAUGUUAAUAUGUUCUUGUGUAGUUAAGAGCUCACUGUAGAUCUGUUUGUUUCUUUUUAUUUUAACUGAAUUGUUUAUCUUAAUGUUUGAUUUAAUUUAAAAACUGAAUACAAAAAAA
Larimichthys crocea (large yellow croaker) is the source of this 1875-nucleotide messenger RNA. RefSeq names its product interferon-induced protein with tetratricopeptide repeats 5. NCBI's taxonomy places the organism in Eukaryota, Metazoa, Chordata, Actinopteri, Sciaenidae. Gene Ontology annotation, molecular function: protein binding. The record is from RefSeq and is a predicted model, not a curated record. The transcript has 10 exons. Gene Ontology annotation, cellular component: cytosol. Gene Ontology annotation, biological process: defense response to virus. Bases 148 to 1581 code for a protein of 477 amino acids.